Panthera uncia (snow leopard) is the source of this 2331-nucleotide messenger RNA. RefSeq names its product hydroxysteroid 17-beta dehydrogenase 1 (gene HSD17B1). Gene Ontology annotation, biological process: estrogen biosynthetic process. The transcript is spliced from 5 exons. The coding region runs from base 399 to 1436 and encodes 345 amino acids. Gene Ontology annotation, molecular function: estradiol 17-beta-dehydrogenase [NAD(P)+] activity. The record is from RefSeq and is a predicted model, not a curated record. Gene Ontology annotation, cellular component: cytoplasm. Lineage: Eukaryota; Metazoa; Chordata; Mammalia; Carnivora; Felidae.
ACCUUGGAACUGAUAAUGCCCUCCCCAAAAUGUAUACUUUCACACCCUCAGCAGCAAACUUUGGAACCUAUCGUUGUCCCUGUGGGACAGAGGCACACACAGGGGAAGGGUGCCCAGGGCACUCAGUGCCCACAGGCGAGCCCACAUCUGCUUGCAAACUUUGCCCUCCCUCUGGCCAGUAGCUGAAGAAGGGGUAUGCCCAGGAGUGGCCUCAGCUCUGCUUUGACCAAGAUAAAGGGUGGGGAGAGCAGGCCCCAGACUGGCGGGAGGGCUCAGCCUUGAGAUUAUGCUGGAGACACAACAAGGGGUGGGCAUGCCCUAGGCGGGUCAGAGCAGGGGCUCUGGAGCUCAGAGACCCAAGCCUUACAUUCCCGGCGCCCCUCCGAGCUCCUCUCCCCAUGGACCGCACUGUGGUGCUCAUCACGGGCUGCUCCUCCGGCAUCGGCCUGCACCUGGCUCUGCGUCUGGCAUCCGACCCCUCCCGGAGAUUCAAAGUGUAUGCCACGCUGCGGGACCUGAGGGCACAGGGCCCGCUGCGGGAGGCGGCCCAGUCCCGAGGGUGCCCUCCUGGCUCCCUGGAGAUGUUGCAGCUGGACGUGAGGGACGCAGAUUCCGUGGCCGCUGCCCGGGCACGCGUGACCGAGGGCCGCGUGGAUGUGCUGGUGUGUAAUGCGGGCCGGGGCCUGCUCGGGCCGCUGGAGGUGCAGGAGGCUGGCGCCGUCGGGUCUGUGCUGGACGUGAACGUGGCAGGGACGGUGCGGACACUGCAGGCCUUCCUGCCGGACAUGAAGCGCCGCCGCUCGGGACGCGUAUUGGUGACGGGGAGCAUGGGUGGCUUGAUGGGUGCGUGGAAUGGGGCAGGGCCAGCGGGAGGGGUGGGGCCUGGUGACAGUGCCAGGGGCUACAGUGGGCUCCGGGCGCCUCCAAAAGCUUCAUCUCCCCUGGAAGGGCUGCCAUUCAACGCCGUUUACUGCGCCAGCAAGUUUGCGAUCGAAGGUCUAUGCGAGAGUUUGGCGGUUCUGCUGCCGCCCUUCGGGGUCCACGUGAGCCUCAUCGAGUGCGGCCCGGUGCGCACCGCCUUCCAGGAGAAGCUGGAGGGCGGCCCGGGCGGAGCGCUGGACGGCGCGGACGCCGAGACCCGCGACCUCUUCUCCCGCUACCAGCGCCAUUUGGAGCGGAUCUUCCACGAGGCGGCGCAGGACCCGGAGGAGGUGACCGAGGUCUUCCUCGCCGCGCUGCGCUCCCCGCGCCCCGCGCUGCGCUACUUCAGCACGGAGCGCUUCCUGCCCCUGGUGCGCAUGCGUCUCACCGACCCCAGCGGCCGCAGCUACGUCGCCGCCAUGCACCGCGCGGUGUUCGCCGAAGAGCCCGCCGACGAGUCCGCUGCCGACCUGGGCGGCCCCGCGCUCGGCCCUCCUCCCGCCGCCCUGCAAUAAAGGCUUGGCCCGCCGCUGUCUGCCGCGCCCUCCUUUGCGACCCCAGGGGCGCGCGGUUCUGGUGGGUGGAGGGGGACGUGUGCGACAGGCGGCGCGUGCAGCGAGUGGGUGAUCUGGAAGGACCGUGGCUAGCCCGGGUUAUACCAACGCGGAAAGCGAGGCCCAGAAAGAGGAAGGAGCUAGCCCACCGAGGGGCAAGGUCGAGAAUGAUUCCUGGAUUCCCGCAGGGUGUCUGCAGCAAGAGUGAGGCGGACCUGGGAAGGAGGAGAGUCCGUUUGUGAUUUGGCCCCCACUAGUCGGGAGACUUCAGGCAAGGGCCUUAUCCUGAGUCUGUUCUCUUAACUGUAAAAUGGGUAUAAGACCUAUGUCAUGGGUUGUAUGAAGGGUUGAGAUAAUUCCUGGAAGUGCUGGGAAGGAGGUUUUAAUAGCAGGCACCGCUAUUACCGCUACUCUUAGUGGUGUUACUAUUAUGUGUUCGUGUGCAGAAGCCCGAUGUGUAGAGAAGAAACAGGCCAAGUGAGUUAUAAGGCUACAGCUCCACACAUCCUCCUCCGUGUCCCCUGCCCUAGACAGAACUCAGCUGGCGGGAUCACCACCAGCCCAGAAGCUGCCACUCACCAGGAGGUUCAGCUAAGGAUCCAGGGCAGGCGGGCCUGCCCAAUGGGCUAUCCUCUUUCCUGACGCCAGGGGCAGAAGCCAGAGAAAGGGCUUGCAGGGUUGUGGGGUCAAUUUCCUGCUAACUUCCUGAGAAGUAGUGUGCUGAAGAAGGGGUGAACAGGGAGGGUACUAGAUGAGGAGGGUGCGGGUAGAGGACAGGGGUAGGGGUGCCUAAGAGAUGGGGGAGAGGGAGGGAAAUGACUACUUGGAAUGGGCAGGGCCAUGGCUACAGAGAUCU